Messenger RNA from Ictalurus furcatus (blue catfish), 3568 nucleotides. RefSeq names its product glycine receptor, alpha 1 (gene glra1). Gene Ontology annotation, molecular function: transmitter-gated monoatomic ion channel activity; glycine binding; transmembrane signaling receptor activity. Gene Ontology annotation, cellular component: synapse; plasma membrane; postsynaptic membrane. The coding region runs from base 1082 to 2422 and encodes 446 amino acids. The transcript is spliced from 9 exons. Lineage: Eukaryota; Metazoa; Chordata; Actinopteri; Siluriformes; Ictaluridae. Gene Ontology annotation, biological process: regulation of membrane potential; signal transduction; nervous system process. The record is from RefSeq and is a predicted model, not a curated record.
GUUAUAGUGUUCACUUAGGGAGAAUAAAUAUGCAAUGCUAAUUAGAUGACCAUGUAGACUACGUUCUAUCUUUCAGCUAAAAGUCACAGUAUUACACCUCAUAUUGUGUUUGUGAACCUGCUGCAGUCCCGUUUACAUACGCACACGCGUAUGUGCGCGCGCAGGGAAGCACCGAAAUGGCAGGGUCUCUGUUCGGACCAAUGGCAGCGGCGCGGGGGCGUGCGCGCAAAGGUGAGCUGCUUUUUGAGUUUACUAAAUGACUGCAGCAAGAAAUACAGCAGCGUUUGCACGGGUUUACUGGUGAUGGGAGUCUCUGAACGACGCAAUUUUAUUUCCCCUAUAAUGCUGGGUUGCACUGAUUACUGAAAUUCCUUGAAAAAACAAGAUAAUAAUAAUACUAAUCAUUAAAAAAAACAACAAAAAAAACAGCUUAACUAUGAAAUCGAAAACGAGUCGUGUCUCCUAAGUGGACCGGACAAUGGAAGUGGCUUCCUGCAGCAGUACUGGUUCGCCCUUGGGAAACAAGCACGCAGGAAAUAAGAGAAUCUGUAAAAGCGCGUCGGUCCGCACCGGCCGGGUUCCUGCGAGCGCGCGCGGCUCCGAAGCGACGCAUUGUAUCCCGGAACGCGUGUCAAUGGAUGCGUGAAGAAAUUUAAAAAGAAAAAAAAAAACACUCACGUAUUAAUUUAUUCCAUAUAAGUUCUAUUGGAAUUGCGCCGUGCUGAGGAGGUUGAGAGUUGAAAUUCGGACGUUGAAACUGCGGCGUGCACGUGUGAAGCACGGAUGCAUUGACAGAGCGAGAAUAUUUGGCGCGCCGUUAUGGAUUGCCCGGAGUGAACGUCUGAAUUGAACUGGAUCGCAUCCCCGAUCCGGAGAGCUGCUUCUGAACACGCGAACUGAAGCCUCGCUGGGUGCCAGCCGACAUCCGGUGUCAGGAUCAUGAUCACCUCGUUUCUAUGGUCUUAAAAACAUCCCCUGCCUUACCUUUGGAUCUGGUACCCUAACAGCGAGCAGACACAAUAGCAAUCAAUCAUCAGCGCAAUUCAGAAAUCGUGCAAAGGAAGACCUCAAAGCUGCCACAAUGUGUAGAUUAAGCGCACUCGGAAUUUAUUUGUGGGAAACCGUAGUGUUUUUCAGCUUGGCAUCAUCCCAGCAAGCUGCAGCACGGAAAGCUGCCUCCCCUAUGCCCCCUUCAGAAUUCUUGGACAAACUCGUGGGGAAAGUAUCUGGGUACGACGCAAGAAUCAGACCUAAUUUUAAAGGUCCACCUGUGAAUGUAACAUGCAACAUUUUUAUUAACAGUUUUGGAUCCAUUGCUGAAACAACAAUGGAUUACAGGGUGAAUAUUUUCCUGAGACAGCAGUGGAAUGACCCCCGACUGGCUUACAGUGAAUACCCUGAUGACUCCCUCGACCUCGACCCCUCCAUGUUAGACUCAAUUUGGAAGCCAGAUUUGUUCUUUGCCAAUGAAAAGGGUGCCAAUUUCCACGAGGUUACCACUGACAACAAGCUGCUGAGGAUCUCUAAAAAUGGGAACGUGUUGUAUAGCAUAAGGAUAACACUAAUUCUGGCCUGUCCCAUGGACCUGAAGAAUUUCCCGAUGGACGUGCAGACUUGUAUAAUGCAGUUGGAGAGCUUUGGCUACACUAUGAACGAUCUGAUAUUUGAGUGGGACGAAAAAGGUGCUGUGCAAGUGGCUGAUGGACUGACGUUACCCCAGUUUAUCCUGAAGGAGGAGAAAGAUUUACGCUACUGCACCAAACACUACAACACAGGGAAGUUCACAUGCAUCGAGGCCCGCUUCCAUCUGGAGAGGCAGAUGGGUUACUACCUGAUUCAGAUGUACAUCCCCAGUCUGCUAAUUGUCAUCCUGUCCUGGGUGUCCUUCUGGAUCAACAUGGAUGCUGCUCCUGCUCGCGUGGGCCUGGGCAUUACCACUGUGCUCACCAUGACAACACAGAGCUCGGGCUCCAGAGCCUCUCUGCCAAAGGUCUCCUAUGUGAAGGCCAUUGACAUCUGGAUGGCUGUGUGCCUGCUGUUUGUCUUCUCAGCUCUGCUGGAGUAUGCUGCUGUCAACUUCAUCGCUCGCCAGCACAAAGAGCUGCUGCGCUUCCACAGGAGGAGACGACACCUAAAGGAGGAGGAUGCAGGUGAAGGGCGCUUCAGCUUUGCCGCCUAUGGCAUGGGCCCUGCGUGUCUGCAGGCCAAAGACGGCAUGGCCAUCAAGGGCAACAACAAUGCGCCUGCCUCCAGCAUGCCACCUGAGAAAAGCGUAGAGGAGAUGCGCAAGCUCUUCAUCAGCCGCGCCAAGCGCAUUGACACGGUGUCACGGGUCGCCUUCCCACUCGUCUUCCUCAUUUUUAACAUUUUCUACUGGAUCAUUUACAAGAUCAUCCGCAGCGAGGAUAUUCACAAGCAGUAAAUAUUCCUGACAAAAGGGUGAGAUCCAAGCUAAAAAAGCUGCCGCUGUCGCGCCCACCGACCCCCACUUCCCCAUCUGCCCACUUCCUCUCCUCAGCACUCAUUCGCUUUCAGUGCCGAGUCCUUAGCAGAGGUAUUUCUCCAUAUUCCUUUUCUUUCUUCUGUCCUUUCCCUCCCUGUUCUCCUGAAUAAUCUGGACCUGUGCAAUAGCAAUGCAGUAAAAUGCAUGAUAUAUGAAUGUGGCAAUAUAUUUACUAAAAAAAUAAAAUCUAAAUAAAAAUGGCAACAUAAAUAUUAGACUUUUACAGAUACAUCAGAGAACCUCUGAGCAAACUGAAAUUCAAGGGGAUGUUGCUCUUGGGAGAUCUUUUUUUUUUUUUUUUUUUGAAGACAUGCUGCAUUAUGGGAAUAUGAAGGAGAUUACAUGCAGCACUGUAAUAUAUCAAGUAUUUAAAACAAAACUCAAAUUAUUUCAAGAGAGAUAACUGGAAAAAUUGAAAGGUUUUAAAGAGCGUCAUGUGGUUUGGUGCUUCCAUAAAUAAGUAAUGCAAGAGUCGCUGGAAUAUAUCUAUAUCUAGAUUUGCUUCAAUAUAUGUAUUGCAAGCACUUGUCAAUGCCCAGAAAAACAGGAUGUCAUGAUGAUAAAGUCCUGUCAUGAUGUCACAUUACCAGUGGAAGCUUGACGAGUGACCGUCAAAAAAUAUAUUGUUUAUAUAUACCAGCUGUGGUCAGUGUGAAUUUUUUGUCCAAAUUAUGUCAUUUACUUAUGUGCCAAGUGAACAGCAUGUUGCUGUACCAUGUUUCCUCAGCUUUUGUGGUCAACGAGAAAAAAAAAAGAAACUUUGGGCUAUAACCCUUCGUUGCUUUAUUUAUUCAGACAACAGACAUAUUUACAAGCUAUGUAUUAUGACAUGACUGAAACAAGAGGAAAACGUAUGAGAAGUAUUUUUGUCUCUCAGCUCCAUCGAUUUGCAUUUUCACAGCAUAGACAUCAUGGGGAAAAAAAGUGAUAAUUUUCUUCCCCUUAACAGCAUCAUGUUGUUUUCUGCAUUGACAUCGGCUCCAGCAGAAAGUGUUAUUUUUAUAAGCAGCCAGCGCUGCCAUACGCUUAAAUAUAUAUUUAACAACCAAAUGUGUAUUACUGUGA